AUGCUUUCGCCCAACUCGCCUACCAAUUCCGCCAUCGUUCUGGGUGAUGUGCGCUGCACCAUCGUGGCUACCCGCAAGGUAGCGGGACACACUGACUAUGUCAUCCGAGUGCAGACCGACCGCUACGGUGGCGAGGACCUCGUGUACCGCCGCUUUUCAGCCUUCUUGCAGCUGCAGCAGCUCGCGCGCCGCCAAUUGCAGGAGGGCACCAUGUGCUGUGGUGGAGAUAAAAGUUGUUUGCUCACGUCUUGUCUCGAGCGCGUGUUCAUGAACACUGAAUUUCCUGUCAUGCAAGGCUGCUUCCUCGGCAAAAACUCCAAGAACGUCGUGCGUGAGCGUGUGCUAUUUUUAAAUGCCUUUUUACUGGAACUUGAGGAAGCACUGUGCAAGUGUCCGCCAGUGGUCAUGGCUUGCUGCGAGAAGAAGGGUUGCAAGAUCACCAAGCUGCUAAAGAGCUUUUACGGCUGCCUCGAGAUGUCAUCAGACAAUGAUAUCAUCAAUACCGGCGCUUGA
Molecule: messenger RNA, 513 nt
Organism: Peronospora belbahrii
Lineage: Eukaryota; Oomycota; Peronosporomycetes; Peronosporales; Peronosporaceae
Source: the annotation of a GenBank genome assembly